This is a messenger RNA of Aegilops tauschii subsp. strangulata, 2130 nucleotides long. Lineage: Eukaryota; Viridiplantae; Streptophyta; Magnoliopsida; Poales; Poaceae. The record is from RefSeq and is a predicted model, not a curated record.
AUGAGCGGGCACCGUGACCCGUGCCGACUGAUCACCAAGGAGAUGCCGGACGCGGAGGUGGCAAACUUGAUCCUCGAGUCGGACGCAGCUGACGCCGCUGACGUCGCUGCCGUGGCGGAUGGCCCCUACGAGCCGGACCGGGCCGUAAGCUACGUGGACGACCCCGACUUGGGGGCGGCCACCCUGGAAGAGAACGCCACGGGCGGUGUCUAUGGAGCAGACGGCUCCGAAGGAGGCGGAGGCCUCGAGUCCUGGCCUGAUGAGGCCGAUGAUGAAGACGAGCCGCGCCACGCGCGGGCGCCUUUGAAGGUGGCUGCGGGCUCCUCCACCGUGCCGACCGCACAAGCCGGCUCACGCAAGCGUAAGCAAGGCGCCGCUCUCUUCGGCAGCGCGCCGAAGAAGACCAAGAACCCGGCCGCCGCGACCAGGAGGAAGGAGGCCGCCGCCAAGGUGGCCAAAUUCCAGAGGCUCCCGAAGGCGCCACCCCUGGUGUCGGUGGCUCCGCUCUCUCUUGAGAAGUCGGCCGCCGCCUCCAUCGUUGGGUCUGCACAGACUUCCUCCACCUCCCGGCGAAUCAAUCCGGCUGCCGACCUCUGGGAGGCAAAGGAGCGGAAUUUGCGGGAGGCACGCACGGAGCAGGAAGCCGCCCGCCGGGAGAAGGCGGAGGCGGACAAGGCUGAAGCCGCCGCGCUGCAGAAGCUGGCGGAGGCCGAGGCCGCCACCACAGUGAAGAAACGGCUUGAAGAAGCCGCGCGCCGACAGGAGCCGCUACUCGUCGUGCCCCUGAGCUCCGCGCCUCCGCCGCCAGACUUUGUGGCGUCGACUGGGGGAGCCGGCGACGAGCACUCGAUCAUGGAGAGGGAGGGCGGCGACGUCGCUAUGCCGGACGUGGUAGUGCCCCCACCACCGCCAUCUGUGGGAGCGCGGGACAAGCCGCCGGCAGAUCUGCCGGUGCCGCCAGCCGGGAACGAGAUGGUGACGGGCCUGACUCCUGAGGCCCGCACACCAUCGCGUCGCCGGCCCGCGAUGGCGACUUCAGCACCUCGCCCGCAGGAAGCCGUCACCGCGAGCUCCUCGAUCCCGGACGCCGAGGCGACCAGUGCCGCGCCGGCUUGUUGGACACCGAAUCGAGCUAUCUUGGAUGUCCAGGCCAAGCUCCGAGCUGAGGCCGAUGCCCUCAAGAGCUGCAACAAGGCGUUCCUGGAAUCACGAACGGCCAUCCGGAACUAUCACAAUCUUCGUGCGGCCGCCUUCAACUCCAAGGUCCAAGAGCUGGACCAGCGGACCGCCGACUUGUCGGAAAGCCGGAGGGCCAACGCUGCCUUGCAGCAGCAGCUUGGUGAGGCCAACACUGCACUACACGCCAAGGAGGUGGAGUGCAGCAAGCUGACUGAAGAGUGUGACCGGAUGGUCACGCAACUGGCGGAGCAGGCGGAGCCGCUCAAGCAAGCCCAGAAGGAGGCGGAGGACAGGGAGGCCGGUCUCCUUGCUGAGUUCGCGACUGAACGGUCCGCCUGGACCGACAAGGAGGCGAUGCUGACCUCCGGCUUCCAUGAGAUCAAGGACAUAGUUGAUGACUUCUUUCCUGGUCACUCCGUCGCUGCCAACCAGGCUAUCGAGGCUGAUCGCGAGCAACAGAGGGCGGAGGGCGCGCAGAUUGCGGCCAACGCCCCCCGGACCCUCAGCGAACAGUUCAUCAGCAUUCAGCGGACCACGUUUCGGCUAGAGGCCCAAGGAGAGCUGGCGGCGAUGGAGCGUGCCCUUAUCACUUGGGCAGCAGCGAUCGCCGACUACACCGACACCAGCGUCUUCAUCCCCGAGCUGACGGAGGAGGGCGUCUCAGCGCAACCAGAGUGGUUUGUGCUGGAUCCGGAAGGCGGCGAGGACUCAGCCGAAGUGAUCGACUCCAGCGACGAGGGGGAAGAAGAGGAGGACGAGGAAGACGAAGAGGAGGCACCAGAGGUCGGAGCAGACGGCCAGCCUCAGCUCGACCUCGCCUCCAGCAACGAGCCAUGCCCAAGUGAGCCGACUGCUGAUGGAGGCGACCAAGCGGAGACUGGCCAGCUGGCCGCUCCACCAACCGGUGCCACCGACUCCGCCGUCCUGCCAAACUCGUCUGAUGCUCCCUAG